UCUUGACUUCGACAUGACAAGUCCAAUGAAGAACCAAACCAUUUUUGCAGAAUCUCCGGGUACCAAAUCUCUCUAUUUGUUAGAAGUGGGAAGUAAAAAAAUCACGGAAACACCCCCACAAUAAUGUAAUGACCAAUACACCCUUGGCUUUCUUCAUCCCACCGCUACAUUUGAAAAUCCCCAGCUUCCUCUGUACGCUCAAAACUAGUUACAUGCCAUUUCUCUCAACACUGUUAUAAGUGUCUAGAGAAGCUAGAGUGAGUUUGUAAUGGCGGGUGAGGAGAAGCAGACUCUUAAUCCUAAGGAAAUUAUACAUGACAAGUUUGGUGUUAAAGCAAGUUACAGAAUUGAGGAAGUUCAUGCUUCUUCGAAUGGAUGCCUCUAUCGAUGUCACUUGCAGCUACCUGACUUUACUGUUGUAUCAAACGUCUUCAAGAAAGAGAUGGAUUCUGAACAAUCCGCUGCUGAAUUGGCUCUCGAGAAGCUUGGCAUUCACCCACUGGAUUAUAAUGAUGAUGAUAUUACAGUGGAGGAAGCUUGGGAUGAUAUCGUUGAACGCAUCAAGUAUAUAUUUUCUGAUGAGUUUCUUUCAGCUGAUCAUCCUCUUGGAGGUCACAUUAGGGCGGCAUUGCAAAGGGAUGGUGAACUUUGCGGAUCAGUUCCUGUUUCUGUCAUCGCUACAUUUGAUACAAAGAUCAACAGUCGUUGUAAAGUGAUUAAUCCUUCUGUGGACUCAGAUCCUAGCUUGCUCAUGUCCUAUGUCAUGAAGGCUGCUGCAAAGUUGCCAGACUACGUUGUCGUAUCUCCGCAUGAAGAUUCACUCCGGAGGAAAAAACCAUACCCUUCAGCAAUUAUAAAAACAUUGGCUACUCAAGUAGAAAGCAUAAAAUUUGAGGCUGUGCAUUUACAAUGUAGCGUUGAUGGUGAAGAGGCUGUUAAGCCAGUCACUCUUGAUAUUUCAUCAGGUCGGUAUUACUUGGAUAUUAUUGCUGAAAAGCUUGGGUUGAAGGAUGGCAGCCAAGUGAUGAUAUCAAAAAGGACUAUUGGCAAAACUGACUCUGGCUUAGAGUGUAGAGUAUACGCUGCCAUAACUAAGUUGAAUCAUUCAUGGAAAUCCCGUGAAAAACGUCCAAUUAAUGAAUCAUCACAUCUUGAAAAGUCUCGGAAUGCAAAAGCUAGUUUUGUUAGUGGUCUAGAUAUUCACGGUGAUGCGAUUGUGGCAUCUGUUGGUUAUCCAUGGAGGUCCCAUGAUCUUGAACACGAUGAUGUAACUUUAAAGUCAUUUUACAGGAUAUGUUGCGGUAUGUCUCCUAAUGGUAUCUAUAAAUUCUCCCGACAAGCACUAAUUGCUGCACAGUUGCCUUUUUCGUACACUUCAAAGUCUAAUUGGAGAGGUCCAUUCCCGAGGGAGAUUCUCUGCAUGUUCUGUCACCAGCAACAGCUAGCAGAACCCAUUUUUACUGUAACUAUAUCCCCUGUGAAACCACUGUCUGGCAUAUUAAGAUCCUACCAGAAGCUGAAAGACUCAGAAUGUGAUGAUAGCGACAAUCAGUAUAUGAGAAGGGAAGAAGACGAGAUACCAGGAUCAGGGACUGGGUAUAGAUGUGAAGUGAAGAUUCUCUCAAAGUCACAGGAUUUGGUUUUAGAUUGCUCACCGGGUAACUUCUAUGAGAAGGAGAAUCAUGCUAUUCAAAAUGCUGCGUUGAAAGCCCUCUCAUGGUUUAAUGGGUUAUUCGAUGACCUUGAUGCUGAUCCAGAUCAACCAUGUUAUUCGAAACUACACCUGGAUAUGCUCUUUCAACGUAGUGUCAUGAUAAAAGGGGCUUUUCCAAGUAGUAGAAAGUAUGAACAGCCCAGGUCUAAAUCAAGGAACACGGGUAUGCCACGUGAACGGAAGCGUGUUCAAUCCAUAACAGAUGGUUCCUUGGUUAGCAUAUGCUAUUCUGUGUCCGUGGAGGUUGAUGCUGACUUUUGGAGGAAUAGUGAAUGCUUGAAAGAACUCAUCGAAAGCAAUGAAGAGAUAGAAUUUGAGGUAGGGGCUAAUUGUGAACCCUUAAUAGAACUCAUUGAAAGCAAUGAAGAGAUAGAGUUUGAGGUAGGGACUGGAUCCAUGAAUCCACAUAUAGAAUCAGCUGUUACUCAGAUGACUGUGGGUGAAUAUGCUUCUUUUAGUACUACACUCUCUGAUGCUCCAGAAGCUUUGAUUUUGGCUGCUUCUGCUGAUACUGUGACAGUCCGCUCGCUCCUAUCAGAACAUCCAACUUUAAAUUACAGUAUACUUUUGCUGGGUGUGAAAGGACCAUCAGAAGAACGAAUGGAGGCGGCUUUUUUCAAACCUCCACUUUCAAAACAGCGUGUUGAAUAUGCACUGAAACAUAUAAGAGAAUCAUCCGCUUCUACUUUGGUUGAUUUUGGAUGCGGAUCUGGAAGUUUAUUAGACUCUCUACUUGACUAUCCAACUUCACUUCAAACCAUUAUCGGUGUUGACAUUUCACCGAAGGGUCUUGCCCGUGCUGCUAAGAUGCUACAUAUAAAACUAAACAAGGAAGAUUGCAACGUCAAAUCUGCUACACUUUAUGAUGGUUCCAUCCUUGAGUUUGACUCUAGGCUGUAUGACGUAGACAUCGGCACUUGCUUAGAGGUUAUUGAGCACAUGGAAGAAGAUCAAGCCUGUCAAUUUGGGGAAAUAGUUCUGAGCUUGUUUCGCCCCAAGCUCCUGAUUGUAUCAACACCAAACUUCGAGUUCAACACAAUCCUCCAGCGGUCUACACCUGAAACCCAAGAAGAAGACAAAACCGAGUCACAGCUUCCUAAAUUCAGGAACCACGACCACAAAUUCGAGUGGACAAGAGAACAGUUUAACAACUGGGCGUCUAAGCUCGCCAAAGUCCAUAACUACAGCGUCGAGUUCAGUGGUGUUGGUGGGUCUGGUGAAGUAGAACCCGGUUUUGCUUCUCAGAUAGCUGUUUUUAGAAGGGAAGCUUCAUCUGUUGAGAAUGUUGCAGAAGGCUCAAUGCAGCCUUAUAAAGUCAUAUGGGAAUGGAAGAAGGAAGAUGGAGACAAAAAAGACUGAUCUCUGAUUAGAGUAGUAACGAGCAAGCAAUGUGAUGAAUGUGUUCACCUAAAAACAACUCAAAGCUUGUUUAGUUCCUUUUGUCUUAGCUUUUGCAGAUGAUUAAAUUAAAUUAACCGUAAAAAACAAUGUUUAAAACUAGAUUAAUGCGAAUUACCCUUUUACCCCUGCA
Messenger RNA from Camelina sativa (false flax), 3245 nucleotides. Lineage: Eukaryota; Viridiplantae; Streptophyta; Magnoliopsida; Brassicales; Brassicaceae. The record is from RefSeq and is a predicted model, not a curated record.